Staurois parvus is the source of this 321-nucleotide messenger RNA. The record is from the annotation of a GenBank genome assembly. NCBI's taxonomy places the organism in Eukaryota, Metazoa, Chordata, Amphibia, Anura, Ranidae.
UGUGCCACUUUCGGGUCUCCUCACACUGCUGCCAGGUCCAUACUGAUUCAUGGCCCCCUGCCUCUGUAUGGCCUUCAAUUUAAGCUGCUUACGCUUCGCCACUCUGCCAUGGGCCCUGUACCGCCUCCUCUUGCUGCUGCCAGGUCCAGAGUGUGUCAUGGGUCCCUGUACGGCCUCCCAUUGCUGCUGACUUCAUCGCUAGACUCUGCCAUGUGCCACUUUCAGGUCUCCUUACAGUGUUGGUGGGUUCCAUUUUGUGAUAGGGUGCUGUAUGGCCUUCCAUUGCUGCUGCCUCCACCGCCACCCUGCGCCAUGUGCCUC